Entrophospora candida is the source of this 1148-nucleotide messenger RNA. The record is from the annotation of a GenBank genome assembly. Lineage: Eukaryota; Fungi; Glomeromycota; Glomeromycetes; Entrophosporales; Entrophosporaceae.
AUGCCAGGUAUACUUAAAAUUAUUAAUAAUAACAGACUUUCAUCAAUUGCUAAUGUCACAAGAAGUUAUAAGAAAAGGAGCCUUAGUUUUAUUAAUAAUUCAUUAAAAUUUGCUGCAAGCAAUGAUAUUAGUGGAAAAAGAUGUUUUGUAAAUAAUCCAGUUGUUGAACUUGAUGGAGAUGAGAUGACUAGAAUAAUUUGGACUAAAAUAAAGGAUAAACUGAUUUUACCCUAUCUUAAUAUUGAAAUUAAAUAUUUUGAUUUGGGCAUGGAAAAUCGUGAUACAACAAAUGAUAGAGUCACAAUAGAGGCAGCAGAAGCGAUCAAGAAAUACAAUGUUGGUAUUAAAUGUGCAACUAUUACGCCUGAUGAACAAAGAGUCAAAGAAUUUAACUUAAAAAAAAUGUGGAAAUCUCCAAAUGGAACAAUUCGUAAUAUCUUGAAUGGUGUUGUGUUUCGUGAACCAAUCUUAUUGAAAAAAAUCCCACGUAUUGUAUCCACUUGGACUAAACCAAUUGUUAUUGGAAGACAUGCAUUUGGAGACCAAUACAAAGCUACAGAUCUUGUUAUUGAUAAACCUGGUAAAGUUUUAUUGAAAUUCUUGCCUGAUGAUAAUGACUCCCCAAUUGAAGAAACUGUUUAUGAAUUUAAGGGGCCUGGUGUAACACUGGCAAUGUAUAAUACUGAUGAGUCUAUCACAGGUUUUGCUGAGAGUAGUUUUAAGAUGGCAUUAAGCAAAAACAUGCCAUUGUAUCUUAGUACCAAAAAUACUAUUUUAAAAAAAUAUGAUGGCAGAUUUAAAGACAUUUUUGAAGAAAUUUAUGAAAGUAAAUAUAAAAAUGAAUUUAAAGCUCAAAAUAUUUGGUAUGAACAUAGACUUAUUGAUGAUAUGGUAGCUCAAGCACUAAAAUCUGAUGGAGGAUUCGUCUGGGCAUGUAAAAAUUAUGAUGGGCAAAGAUGUUCAAAAACUUCAACAAAUCCAAUCGCUUCAAUUUUUGCUUGGACAAGAGGGUUGGCUCACAGAGCUAGGUUAGAUGGAAAUGAUAAAUUAUUAAAAUUUUCCACAGAUCUUGAACAAGCUUGUAUUGACACUGUUGAUGUUCAUGGUAAAAUGACUAAAGAUUUAGCAUUAUCAAUUCAUGGAAAAAA